AUAUAAAUGGAAAUAUUUAUAAAGGCAGAAGACAAGACACAUAAAAUAAAUUGGCUGUCAUCCAUUCCUGACAAGUACAAAGAGGAUAUCCUAAAGAAAGUCAAACAGCAAGCAAUAAUGAAUGAUUCUAAAAACAGAGGCAGGAAGAAUAGCCAGGACUUUUACCAAAUGGCUAAGGAGUUUGAUCAAGAACCAGGAGAUAAUAAGGAAAUCACAUUUGAAGUAAUCCUUAAUAUCAAGGGUAAUAUGGCACCCAAGAAGAAAAAGCGACAGAAAAGCAAGCUCUCCGGUCGCCAAUCACGAGAUCCUCAAAAAUAAUGUAUUCGACGAACAAAGCCUUCUCUCUACAAUAAAAGUAGAUAAUUUACCAAAUUUAUUGAAGACAAGAACAGAGGCAGAGUCAGUAUUGAAGAACUUCACUAAGGUUCCCACUACUAAUCUAGAGGAAAUAUCAGCUGGAGAAAUAGAGUCAGAGAGUGAAGAGCCCCUACAGCCUCAGAAGAGGUCAAGGCUAGGAAGGCAUAGAUCCCAACCUAGCUUAUCCAUCUCUAAUCAAUCUUACUGUGUUCAAUACAUGGGUGUUAAUGAUGACAAGCUAGAGGUUCUUACCAGAAGAGUCCUUCUAGAUCCUAAGGCAAUGAGAAGAUUUGACCAUCAAAGAAUUCAAAGGCCAGCCAGGCUUGAACCACUUCCCAAGAAACCUAAGAAAAUUAUUAAGAAGGUAGAAGAGACACUUAUAGCUCCAGAGCCUGAGCAGGAGCCUGAAAUAAAGACUGAAUCAGAAGAUCAGCCCCCAGUUGAACUUGAAGACUCAGUCGAGUCUGACGCACCUAUAGGCUUAGUGACCAGGCCACAGGAUGAAUUCGAAGAUUUCAAUAUUCCUCUAGAAAAUUGUGCACCUGAAGUAGCUCAAAAACCUACAGAGGAGACUAAGAAAGACAUCAAGAAAAAGGAGAAGGGUAAAAAGAAAAAAUCUAAGAAGAAAAAGCCCAAGAAGCUACCCUCCAAGCCUAUCGUCAUUGCACAUAAAGUGAAAGAGAGCCAGAAUGAGAAAUCUAAAGAGAAGCAUCAGGUCCAGAAACCUAAACUGGUGUCAAAACCUCCAAAGGCUUCUGAACCAGAGCCGUUGAAGGCUGAUGACAGAAUUUUUGAGAACCGUCCUUCCUUGGUCCUUAAACCAGCACCACUCCCACAACUAUCUACUAGUUCACCGAUUGAAGGAGAUAUGGACAGUACUGAGUUUGGAAAGGGGGAUGACUCUACUAGAAAACCACUAAAUAUCACUUUUGAUAACUCUGAUCCAAUGCUGAAGGAGGAGGAAAAGAACUACCUCAGCAGUCAGAAUCUCUCCCAGCACACUUUGGGGGCAGACCUCUCCAGUGUAAAGGAAACUCCUGAUGAAUUUGAUCGCAACAUCUCAGAGUCAGAUGACUGAUGUAUGCCAAGGCCAGAUAAAUGGGACCAAUAUGUGAUCCAUUCAGGCUGCAGACCCAAAGGACUCCAUGCUAUCAAAAAGCAGGUUAAAUUAUCUGAAAGUGAGCAGACAUUUGGAGAGAGAUACUCUAAAAGAAAUAUCGGAAUUGUAGCCUUAGAGAAAUCAGGAAUUUCCAUCUGAUCCCAGAUUAGAAAAGGAUUCAAAGGCUUCAGAGCCAAGCAGCAUGCCAAGACUAAUAUGAGCAAACUCAAAGGGAUCAAGACCGGCAUUAAUGAGUACGACCCAGUGCUAGAUACCCAAUACCUAACUGGCUAUAGAAAAUAA
Messenger RNA from Moneuplotes crassus, 1759 nucleotides. The record is from the annotation of a GenBank genome assembly. Lineage: Eukaryota; Ciliophora; Spirotrichea; Euplotida; Euplotidae.